Messenger RNA from Trichoplax adhaerens, 1488 nucleotides. RefSeq lists its product as uncharacterized. The coding region runs from base 1 to 1488 and encodes 495 amino acids. The record is from RefSeq and is a predicted model, not a curated record. Gene Ontology annotation, biological process: lysosomal transport; endocytic recycling; Golgi organization. NCBI's taxonomy places the organism in Eukaryota, Metazoa, Placozoa, Uniplacotomia, Trichoplacea, Trichoplacidae. Gene Ontology annotation, cellular component: GARP complex; EARP complex; membrane. The transcript has 14 exons.
AUGGCAGAAAUUCGAGCCCUGGACAGUGAAAUGCAAACUCUAGUCUAUGAAAACUACAACAAAUUUAUUAGUGCAACGGAUACUAUCAAAAAGAUGAAACAUGAUUUUAAAAAAAUGGAAAACGAAAUGGAGCAGCUUGCAAUCAAAAUGUCAUCAAUUACUGAAUUUAGCAGCAACAUUAGUUCAACAUUGGCUGAAAGGCGUCAACAAAUAACGAAAUUAUCGGGAGUUCAUACAUUAUUGAAGAAACUACAGUUUUUGUUUGAGCUUCCAUUUCGCCUGAAGCAAUGUAUACAUAUGAAGUCCUUUUCGCAGGCAGUUAGGUAUUAUACUAAAACAAGAGAUAUUCUCGAUCGGUAUCAUCAUGAGCCUUCCUUUCAAGGGAUACGCAAUGACUGCCAAUCUAUUAUGGGUGAACUAUGCAAGAUUCUAAAGGAGAAGUUUGAUGAUCCGGAGUCUACCUCUAAGGAAUUGACGACAUGCGUUGAACUUUUACUGCAAUUAAAGGAAAAACCUGAUGAACUGUAUGAUAAAUUCUUGAACCACGCUAAGCGACGUCUAGAUGAAGAUUUACAGUUUCUCAGGCAGCAACUACAAUCAAGAAAACUUAACAUGCAUACUGUGAGUGUUGAUGGAGAACAAAAUCCCAAUUUCGUUACAGAAACUUCGGCGAUCACCACCUCUGAUGAUUUGCUUAAUGCAGACGUUUGUAGAAAAAGUUAUAGUCCAAACGCUAAUCCGGCCAAUAUUCAGUCGAUGACCGAUAGUGAAGACAAUCCUAUCCUAGUUAGAGCCCUUGACAGAUUCUACAGACGUUUACAAGCUUUAGACAAGCUACUGCCUGAUAUUGGCAUAAAAGAGAUAAGCUUAAACGUGGUAUUUGAUGCAACACGAGAGCGUUUACAUCACUAUCUCAAGCAAUUGAAAGCGUAUUUUGCAGAUUGCAUAACUGAUAUUAGGCAGACUAUGGCGAGUAACAAAAUAUCUCAAAAAGAUAAAGAGCUGGAAAUUAAAAUGAUCGAUUUAUUACAUAGAACUAUUUCAGCUGUCACCCAAAAAAUGAAAUACUUCCUCGAUCAUUUGGAGGAAUUUAUAAACCCGGAUUUCACUACUAUAGCCAACACAGCAUACUUUCGAAAUAACUUUUGUCGCGAUGUCAGGGAUUCAUUCGUUAUCAAUUUUAUCAAGCAUGUCAACAUAGUAGCGAAAAUAUCUAUAACAGAUGAGAAAUUUCCCCACAUUAUUGGCGGUGAUAGUAGCUCAAACAGUCUAUCAGUUAUGGAAUUACGUCAACAAACCAAAGAUACUGCUCAGAUGAUAAGAAAAAGCGUUGAAACGCGCGACUGGAUGAACACCAUUGAGCCAAGGAAUGCCCGUUCUGUUAUGAAAAGAGUUGUAGAAGAUCUCAACGCUGUUGAUGUGCAGAUUCAGGGAGGCGUCCACCUUCAAGAAAUCAAUCUAAACAAUGGGGAUACAGUGGAAAGUUAG